AUGUGUGGCUUAAGCGUGUGCUUCCAUCUCAGGAGGCCCGACCAGGGCAAGAAGAACGGCCAGCAUGAGGAACAGCAGUCACGACUCGCUGCUCAACUUCACAGCAGUGUCGAGUCAAUGCGACAUCGAGGCCCGGACGCCAAGGGUGUUUGGAUCUCCCCCGACAACGGCAUUGGAAUUGCACAUGUGCGCCUCGCGACCCGAGACUUGAGUUCCAAUGGAAACCAACCCCUCCACAGCGCAAUGGGCGACGACAUCCAUGUCGUGGUCAACGGUGAGCUCUACUACGACCCGAGUCUACCAGAGGAACUCGCCAAAGACUACAACUUCCAGUCGACAUCGGAUUCGGAAAUGGCCAUUGCACUCUACCGGAAGUACGGCGUAGGGUUCGUCAAGCACCUUCGCGGUGAAUUCGCACUCGUCCUCUACGACGGCAAGGCGCAGAGAAUCGUCGCGGCGCGGGACAGAUUCGGGGUGAAGCCGUUGCACUACGGUGUCUUUGAUGGACGGCUCCUGAUCGCUACCCAGGCCAAAGGAGUUGCCGAGCUGCUGGAUCAGCGCCAACCCUUACGGUGGGAUCCCAUCUGCCUUGCACAAGGUGGCGGGCACUACGGGAACCGGACAUUCUUCGAGGGCAUCCGGAAGUUCCCCCCCGGUCAUGUCCUUGUCGUCCACCGUGGCCAGACAGAGCCCCUCAAAUUCGAACCAUACUUCCAACACAAAUUCGCAGCCAACGAGGGUGGACGUGACGACCGACCGGCCGAGCAGCUGAUUGAGCAGCUUCGUGCGCAUCUCCUCGAGUCGAUACGGAUUCGACUGGACUCAACGGAUGUGCCAGUCGGAAUUUUGCUCAGCGGUGGUGUGGAUAGCAGCGCGGUAGCUGGAAUGGUUGCCGCUUAUACUCGGGAACGGGCUGAAGCCAGUGGAAAGGAGCAAAAGGAGUUGCCCAUCUGUUUCACCAUUGGCUUCCCGGGAGACGACGAGCUGGACGAAUCGUUCAUUGCACAACGAACCGCCGAACACCUGGGUCUUCCAAUCGAGAGAGUGGUCGUGUCCGAGGAGAUACUCGCAAACGAUUUCGACGAGGCGUGUUGGAAGGGCGAGACUCUGAUGUGGGAUCUGCAACAUAUCGCAAAGAAGGCUCUGAGUCGACACAUCAACGGACGGCGCUUCAAAGUCGUCCUCAACGGCGAUGGAUCAGACGAGUUGUUCGCCGGCUACCCCUUCUUCGUCUCCGCCAGACUGGAAGACGACGACAAGGUGCGCGCUCCUGAACUGUCAAGCGCAAGCACCGAGGUACGGAAAGAACUGAAGGAACGAUACGCGAAGAAUCUGCAAUGGUUCGGCGUGGAGGACGCGCCUCAACACGACAACAAUCCAGCAGCCCGCGCCCUCGGCCUCCCGCCUGCCUUUUGCAACCUGGGCAUUCCCCGAUAUGACGUCUGGUUGAAGGACGAAGUGAUGAACAUGAGCGAUCCCUUCCAGGCGAUUCUGGAAUUGUUCUCAAAGACCGAAGUGGAGGAGAUGGCGACUUACCAUCCCCUACAUCGCGCUCUUCUUGCAUGGAGCAGGACGGUGUUGCCAAACAUGGUCAUUGCCGCGAUCAGUGAUGGUGCAGAAAUGGCGCACUCGGUUGAAAGCAGACCGCCUUUCCUCGACCACAUCGUCUCCGAGUUCGCAUCAAGCCUCCCCGUCGACGUGCUGGUCCACUUAAAGGGCGAGGAUGCGCCGAUCGAGAAGUGGAUCUUCCGCGAGGCAGUCAAGCCGUACGUCACCGAGGAGGUGUACGCUCGACGCAAGCACGCGUUCCGCGCUCCGUUCCGAUGGAAGAAGGACGGCCCACUCUACCGAAAGCUGACUUCCCUGAUUUCUCGCGAACACAUUGACCAGUUGGGCUUCGUGGACUGGAAGAAAUGUCACGAUAUCGUCGAUCGAUCGUUUGAAGGCGACCAGCUGCUUUUCCGACAGGCGAUCUGGCUCGCUCAGCUCAUCUCGAUAGGCCUGCAGUUUGGUGUGCAGCCUUGGAAGCCGGAGACAGAGGCGGUUGAGCAGACGGUCAAGGCGACUCUGGUCAAGGGACAGGUCGGCGAGAACUGGGAGGACGAAAAGGAGAAUCGGAACGAUGUGGACAGCGGCAAGAUGUUCCGCGUCGAUUCGACGGAGUUUACGAACUGGCGGAUUCAGUGA
Molecule: messenger RNA, 2187 nt
Organism: Neohortaea acidophila
Lineage: Eukaryota; Fungi; Ascomycota; Dothideomycetes; Mycosphaerellales; Teratosphaeriaceae
Product: nucleophile aminohydrolase
Exons: 1
Coding region: 1-2187 (728 amino acids)
Cellular component (GO): cytosol
Molecular function (GO): asparagine synthase (glutamine-hydrolyzing) activity
Source: RefSeq, a predicted model, not a curated record